Messenger RNA from Dreissena polymorpha, 1126 nucleotides. RefSeq names its product calmodulin-A-like. The record is from RefSeq and is a predicted model, not a curated record. Bases 144 to 593 code for a protein of 149 amino acids. Gene Ontology annotation, molecular function: calcium ion binding; enzyme regulator activity. The transcript is spliced from 6 exons. Lineage: Eukaryota; Metazoa; Mollusca; Bivalvia; Myida; Dreissenidae.
UGUCGCAAUGCGCCAAAUACCGUAGAAGUAUUUGCGCGCAUCUCGUGAAUCAUUCUUCCCAUCCUAUCUACUGUUUCAUUCAUCCCUUGCUAUCUGACUACAACUUUACCGCGGAAAUUUUACCAACCAUUCGGAAUACUAACAUGACUGACCACCUCACAGAUGAACAAAUCGCUGAGUUCAAGGAGGCAUUCUCGCUGUUCGACAAGGACGGCGAUGGCACGAUCACCACCAAGGAGUUGGGCACCGUGAUGCGGUCACUGGGACAGAACCCUACGGAGGCUGAGUUGCAGGACAUGAUCAACGAGGUGGACGCUGACGGCAACGGUACGAUAGAUUUCACGGAGUUUCUUCAUAUGAUGGCACGGAAGAUGAAGGACACGGACAGCGAGGACGAAAUCAGAGAGGCGUUUAAGGUUUUCGACAAAGAUGGCAACGGCUUCAUCUCAGUUGCGGAACUGCGUCACGUGAUGACAAAUCUCGGCGAGAAACUCACAGACGAGGAAUUGAACGAAAUGAUUAAAGAGGCAGAUACAGAUGGAGACGGACAAGUCAACUAUGAAGAGUUUGUGAAAAUGAUGAUUUCAAAAUAAUGUCAGCUGGCGUCGCCAAUUGCCAGCCUCCAUCAUCUUGCAGCGUUGGUGUGAAAGAACCUAUUCAAAAGACAACGCAAUGACUGUCUGAAACGAACAAAGAUAUAGCUUGUGUUACUCUCACAUUUGUAUUUUACGCAUAUUCAGCUGUUGUUAUAUUAUUUUAUUUCCUUAUUUAUUUAAAUUGUAAUUAUAUUACAUACGUGUUUUAUUAAUUGAAAUAAAUUGACUGACCGAGUCAGAUGCAAUACAUAUGAAUCUCCUAGAUAUAUACCCCAAAACACUUGGUAAACAAUAUUUUGGAGGUAAUGUAUACAAAUCUAUUCUUUAUAAUAUCGAGUUUUGUAUCUCCUUGAAAUUACAUUAAAAACGAAUAAUCAUAAUCUAGCUUUCGUAACCUAUACAUUAUCAGCACAUGCAGCCUAUGCUUGAAAUCUAUGGAUGUGUAUAUGCAUUAUUUGAAAUAUUCAGCCAUGUGUGCACAAUGGCUGUUAGUUAUUUAACUAUGCUUUAAAUAAAAUUCGGAAGAAUUA